Emiliania huxleyi CCMP1516 is the source of this 402-nucleotide messenger RNA. RefSeq lists its product as hypothetical. The coding region runs from base 1 to 402 and encodes 133 amino acids. NCBI's taxonomy places the organism in Eukaryota, Haptophyta, Isochrysidales, Noelaerhabdaceae. The record is from RefSeq and is a predicted model, not a curated record. The transcript has a single exon.
AUGGCCGGGCUGCGGUCUGCAGCUGCGCAGACGCGCAGCCAGGCCGGGUCCAAAACUGGGGUCGAAUACUCGCUGCCUCCGGAGAGGGACGACGGGUAUCGACGCGGCCCCAGCAAGGUGUACGCCACGGUUCCCCAGGGGACCGUGGCGACGACCGUCGCCUCGGACUGGCUCGCGAGCGAGCUGGCCGAGCACGGAGAGAUCGAUGCGGCAUACCGCGACCGCAUAGUCAUGCACCUGAUGACGGCCGCCGGCGCCUCGGCGCCGGCCGACGCCGUGUUCAGGUUCACGGCCGACGAGGUGAUGCAGACCUCUCGCCCGACCUCCGCGUCGGGCGAGGACGACGACGAGGACACCGACCGCUCUGAGGAGUAUUCCGACGGUGGGAGGGUGUCCGACUAG